UCAAUGAGUGUAAGCAUGACUCCCACGGUUGGCGGCGACGAGGACAAGCGGCUGUCUUUUCAGGAACAAUUGGAGCUCGUCAAGUUGCCUCGUGAAGGCCAAGCCCACCGAUACAUCUCGACUCGAUCAGCAUAUCUCCCAGGUUCAGACUUUGCAAAGGGAAAAGAGCUGCCCAGUUUCCACACUGCGGCGUUUGGUGGCCAUGUGUACGCUCAGGCAGGCCUGGCCGCCUAUAGAGCGUGGAGAGAAACCGAAGAGGAGAAGGGGGUUCCAGAACAUGCGAGGUUGGAUAUCCACACAAUAAACGGUUACUUUACCCGCAUCGGCCUUGCCAGCAGACCCUUCAUUUACACGGCCUCUCCCGUUACCGCGUCCCGCACCUUCAGCACCGUUUCCGUGACUGCCACUCAGCCAUCUGUUCCCAGCAACUCACCCUCUGAAGAUCACUACCCUGCCGAAGACGCCUCGCUGCCGCAGUACCCGCCAGCCUUUACCGCGUUGCUGUCAUUCAAGCUCCCAGAGCCAGACUGGGAUGGCACAGUCUCUGAGCAGGAGGCGCCGCCCCAGGAGCGCUUCGCUUCCAUCUUGUCAUCCCGCAAGCCAGAAGAGUGGCCGCCCGCCCCGCCGGUGGACAUCACCGGCGUGGUGGAGAUUGUCGGAGACGACCAGGUCGGGACGUUCCCGAUUGCGGAGAUGAAGAAAGUGGAUAUGAAGGAGUAUAACGAGGGGAAGCCGGUUCAUGAGAGACGGGAGCUGCUUUUGUACCGGUUGUUGAAGCCGCUACCGGACGAUAAGGAUGCGAAGAGCGGGUAUGAUGCCAAUGCUCAUGUGUUGGUGCACGCUUUUGUGGCGGAUAGGAAUGGGCUGCUGAUGGCUGGGAAUCACAUCGGGCUGGGAUAUAGUCUGGGAAGGGCUGCUAGUCUGAGUUAUCAUUUUGUGAUGCACGUGGAGGCCAAGGCUGCGGUGAUGAGGGAGGAGGACGGGUGGUGGAUUCAAGAGGUUUGGUUUCCGAGGGCGGGGAGGGGAAGAGGGAUCGUUGAAAGUAAGAUUUGGAGCCCGAGUGGUGUGCACGUUGCGACGGAGUAUCAGGACGGACUGAUCCAGGGGUUUGGCGGAAAGCUGUUGAAGGAGAAGGAGGUUUCUGGGCAGGAGGCAAAGCUGUGA
Podospora anserina S mat+ is the source of this 1164-nucleotide messenger RNA. RefSeq lists its product as uncharacterized. Lineage: Eukaryota; Fungi; Ascomycota; Sordariomycetes; Sordariales; Podosporaceae. The annotation marks the transcript as partial. The record is from RefSeq and is a predicted model, not a curated record. The transcript has 2 exons. Gene Ontology annotation, cellular component: peroxisomal matrix. Gene Ontology annotation, biological process: fatty acid catabolic process; acyl-CoA metabolic process. Gene Ontology annotation, molecular function: fatty acyl-CoA hydrolase activity.